Messenger RNA from Rotaria socialis, 1137 nucleotides. Lineage: Eukaryota; Metazoa; Rotifera; Eurotatoria; Philodinida; Philodinidae. The record is from the annotation of a GenBank genome assembly.
AUGCCACGAAAUCAUAAAAGGUCCUCCGGAAAUGGUCAUGUGAAUGCGGCAACGAAAAAAACCAAAGACAAGCCAACAUACAAAAUUAUUGUAUUAGGUAGUGGUGGCGUCGGCAAAUCUGCAAUAACUAUACAAUUUGUGAAAUCAUUUUUUUUCUCCGACUAUGAUCCAACUAUUGAAGAUUCUUAUGUAAAACAAUGUUUAAUUGAUAAUCAAAUCGCUCAAUUAGAAAUACUUGAUUCAGCAGGACAAGAAGAAUUUAAACCUAUGCGUGAUCAAUAUGUACGUGUUGGCGAAGGAUUUUUACUUGUUUUCUCUUUGACGGAUCGUCGUUCAUUGGAUGAGUGUUAUAAAUUACAUCGUGAUAUAUUACGCAUUAAAGAUACCGAUAAUGUACCAAUGUUACUAAUUGGAAAUAAAUUAGAUAUAUGUCAAACGGGUAUGGAUGCUCAUGCUCGUGCGGCAGCCGCUUCCAUGCGUAUACCUUAUUUUGAAACAUCAGCUCGUACCCGUCAUAAUAUUGAUGAGAUAUUCAUUGAACUUGUACGAUUAAUAAGAAGAAAUAAAUGUCAGUAUCAAACAAAUAAUAAUAUGUCAUCGUCAAAAAAGAAGAAACAAGAAAACAAUGCUAAAUGUUGUACUUGUACGAUUUUAAUAAUAGAAUGGAAGCAAGCACGUCAACGUAGUCAACGUUUGGAUAAAAUUAUUUCAGAAACUGGAACAAAAAAGAAACCGGUUAAAACUAAAAACUUAGAAGAAAAACUCGUUAACAGCGAAGAACAAACGAUUAAAAUUGAAAAACAAGAAACGAAACCAGUCAAAAUUGAAAAAGUAGAAGAAAAAAAUUCUCUGUUACGACGAUAUGCUGCUCAACUUGUUCCUACGGCUGGCAUGAAAAUUGGUUGUACAAGUCUAUGUACAGCGAAUCACGUGUUUCGUUUAGCUCAAUAUACGAAUGAAAAAUGUCUCGAAGUUACUGGACAAAAUUACUUAUGUUUACAAAAAUUCUUGAAUACAAUGUUCAACAUGGAUUUUAUUUUGUUUCGUAUAUCAUCUCAAACAGUACCAUUCAAUAUGUACAGUCGAUUGGGCAAAUCAUUUUUCAUCAACAUUGCGUCGUAUAGGUCAAUAUAUUAA